GGAACAGGAAUCGACGACACAGAUUCGCACCGUGUUUACCAAACGGCGGCUAGGCUAAACGGCCGUUGGACAAAUCACUCCUCACGCUACAGUUAUAUUGGUUUAAUAUUAAUUAAUCCGAGUCGGAGUACACAUAAUUACACAUGGCGGAUCCUGCGGUGGCGUCGGGAGGUUCACUGAACGCAGGAGGGCGUGGGAGUGGUGGUAAAGCCGCUACCAGCCCUGCAGAGAACUACCACCUGGCCCGACGUCGCACCCUGCAGGUUGUCGUCAGUGCCCUCCUGACAGAGUGUGGCUUUGAGAGCGCAGAGAAGGCAGCAGUGGAGACGCUCACGGAGAUGAUGCAAAGCUAUAUAACUGAAAUAGGUCGAUGUGCUAAAGCUUAUUGUGAACACACAGCCAGAAGCAUCCCGACCCUGUCGGAUACAGUGGUCACACUCAUUGAAAUGGGUUUCAAAGCCGACACCCUGCCCGUGUAUGCCAAGAGAUCACAGAGGAUGGUUAUAACUGCCCCUCCAGUGACGAACGCACCUGUGACUCCCAAAGCCCUGUCAGCCGGCCAGAAACGCACACAUCCAGCUCACAUCCCCGGCCACUUCCCGGAGUUUCCUGACCCUCACACCUACAUCAAAACACCCACGUUCAGAGAGCCCGUGUCCGACUACCAGGUGGUGAGAGAGAAGGCAGCGAGUCAGAGGAGAGACGUGGAGCGAGCGCUCACACGCUUCAUGGCCAAGACCGGAGAAACUCACAGCCUCUUCAAAGACGACAUCACUGCCUUCCCAUUGAUCGCAGCACAGCCAAGCACUAUUCCAUAUCUCAGCGCCCUCCUGCCCUCAGAGCUGGAAUUGCAGACUCUGGAGGAGACGGACUCCUCUGAGCAGGACGACCAGACAGACAGCGAGAACGCAGCAGGAAACAUCAUCAGCGAUGAUCCGGGAGCUGACAAAGAGAACUCCAUGCUUCCUCCUGGUGGAGUUGUUCCUUCCGCAAAGGCCAGCGAGGACAAUGUGAUCGACAACCCGUACCUUCGGCCAGUCAAGAAACCCAAAGUGAGAAGGAAGAAAUGAGUCCAAUGUGGACCAACGGACUCGCAUUUGCCACAGUGGUUGGUGCUUUGGGCAGUUCAGUUAGUGAUCCCCUCCCAGAAUGCAGCAGCCCGGUGUUGAAACCUGCUGCGUGAGCCGGGACCAGCACUGCCGUUUGCUUUUUGUAAGCUGACUUUUAUUGGAGAGAGAACUUUACUUUUGUUGUGUUAACUAUCAUCAUUUCUUCAGCAAGCACUCACUUUGUUUAAAAGAGAUUGUGUAAUGUCACUUUGUAAGCAACACCGUGGUGUAAUAUACAAACCAUACAGGAAAACAGUUUUUUUGAGAAUAAAGAAAAAUACAUUUC
Molecule: messenger RNA, 1395 nt
Organism: Cyclopterus lumpus (lumpfish)
Lineage: Eukaryota; Metazoa; Chordata; Actinopteri; Perciformes; Cyclopteridae
Gene: taf8
Product: TAF8 RNA polymerase II, TATA box binding protein (TBP)-associated factor
Exons: 8
Coding region: 144-1070 (308 amino acids)
Biological process (GO): transcription initiation at RNA polymerase II promoter
Cellular component (GO): transcription factor TFIID complex
Molecular function (GO): protein heterodimerization activity
Source: RefSeq, a predicted model, not a curated record